AUCUGUAGCCGCGGAGCCGGCCCUUAGCAACCAGCCUGGCGACAGUCUCUGUGGCCGCCUUCGCUGCCGCCCCCGCGGGCUAGUCUUUCCAAACCUCCACUGCGGGGGCUGGCUUGACCCCGGUAAGAACCGAGGGGGGACACAGUGUCUGCGCGAAGGCUACAGGAGAACUAAGAAUGGAUGGCAGCCGGAGAGUCAGAGCAACCUCUGUCCUCCCCAGAUACAGUCCACCAUGCCUAUUUACAGGACACUUGAGCACCAAGAGCAACGCUUUUUGCACUGACUCCUCUUCUCUCAGACUAACCACUCUCCAGCUGGUCAAGAACCACAUGGCUGUUCACUAUAAUAAAAUCCUUUCAGCCAAAGCCGCAGUGGACUGCUCAGUUCCAGCAAGUGUGAGUACUAGCAUCAAAUACUCGGACCAGCAACGAAGAGAGAAACUGAAGAAGGAACUGGCACGAUGUGAAAAUGAGUUUAAAUUAAGUAAAGCCACAACACAGACCAAUUCUAAGAUGAAUUCCAAGUUCUUUUUAAAUUCCAUGCAGAAGCCCUCAGGGGAACCACAAGACCUGGAUGUGUUCAUCAAAGAAGUGACACGAUACCCAUCAUUUUCAAAGUCUACCAGCCCUUUUUCAGAUGCACUACAACUAAAUCUGCCUGAAUCAAAUAAAAUCCUCAUGACUGGCACCCAGAAGCAUCCCAGCACCUCCCCACCCAGCAUGGCUUACCCAGGACCUGCACCCAGGAGCCCUUGCCCUGGACAUGGCUGUGACAGGAGGCCUAGAAGUGCCUUCCCAAGUGCCCACCGGUUCCAGCUAGUUAUUUCCAAGACACCCAGUGGAGAUCUGUUAGAAAAGCACUCUGACCUCUUUUCUAACAAGCAAUUGCCGUUCACUCCACGCACUUUAAAAACAGAAGCAAAGUCUUUCCUGUCACAGUACCGCUAUUACACACCUGCCAAAAGAAGAAAAGAUUUUCCAGAUCAGCGGAUAGAAGCCGAAACCCAAACUGAAUUAAGCAGCUUUAAUACUGAAUUUGGGACAGCUGAGACAAAGAACUCGACAAAUUCAGAAGUGAACAUAAAACAGGCACCUAAUUAUAUGACACAUGGUGCUGAAGACAAAAUAUCUCUUUUACCCACACAAGGACAAAACUUAGGAUGGGACAAGAUUAAAGAUGGCGCUCUGCAGCAGCCCUCACAAUGGACACACUGUGAGCUCUCCGCACAGUUUUCUUCAGACAGUAAAAUCUACUCAGACGAAGAAGAGCUGCUGUACCUGAAUUUCAUGGAAAAUGUGACAGAUGAAAUCUUGAAACUUGGUUUAUUUUCCAACAGGUUCUUAGAACGACUGUUUGAGCGACAUAUAAAACAAAACAAACAUCAUUUGGAGGAGGAGAAGAUGCGCUACCUGCUGCAUAAGCUGAAGGUUGACUUAGGCUGUAUAUCUGAGGAAGAGCCAGCAAAGCAAAACAAUUUCAGAAUGUUGAAUCAACUUGAUUUUCAAAAGGCUCUGAUUUCCAAACAAACUGAACUUAGAAGUGAUAAAGACUCAGUGACUCAGCAAGAGCGUCAGCAGUACCAGGAGGCUCUGGACAUGCUGUCAUCUGUGCCGCCAGAUGAGAACAAGCUGUUCUCUUUCCCCGGUGAAUUUUUAAUGCCCAUCCAUAAAUCCAAGUGUUCAGAAGGCGUUAUAAUUCAACAGGUCAAUGAUGAAACAGAUCUGGAAGCUUCAACCUGGGAUGAAAACAAUCCAAGUAUUUCUGACAGUUUAAUAGACCAGGAAACCUCUGUGAAUGUCAUUGAAGGUGACAGUGACUUUGAAAAGGUUGAGACUUCCAGGGAGCUCUGUUGUCUUAGCACAUCACUGUGCCCAUCUGCUCAGUUCCCCAGCAUCAAAGGUGGCAGUAAUCAUGACAAAGAAUUAUCGACUCUAAAAAUCAUGGAAAUGAGCAUUGAAGACUAACCUUUGGAUCUUCAUUAAUAAAUACUCCAUGUGGCCAGUAA
Molecule: messenger RNA, 2005 nt
Organism: Acomys russatus (golden spiny mouse)
Lineage: Eukaryota; Metazoa; Chordata; Mammalia; Rodentia; Muridae
Gene: Spata7
Product: spermatogenesis associated 7
Exons: 12
Coding region: 177-1964 (595 amino acids)
Biological process (GO): protein localization to photoreceptor outer segment; microtubule cytoskeleton organization; photoreceptor cell maintenance
Cellular component (GO): photoreceptor distal connecting cilium; rod photoreceptor outer segment; ciliary basal body
Source: RefSeq, a predicted model, not a curated record